Molecule: messenger RNA, 3423 nt
Organism: Xenopus laevis (African clawed frog)
Lineage: Eukaryota; Metazoa; Chordata; Amphibia; Anura; Pipidae
Gene: cspg5.S
Product: chondroitin sulfate proteoglycan 5
Exons: 5
Coding region: 372-2549 (725 amino acids)
Cellular component (GO): synapse
Source: RefSeq, a predicted model, not a curated record
UCCUCCCUGUUCCUUCACUGCUCCAUUCCUUGCCCAUGUGGUGCCAGUGCAGGAGGCGCACACAGUGGGGUCGGCGCAGCCAACAAGCCCAACCCUAAUAAUAAUAAUAAUAAUAAUGGGCAGUUAAUGAAAGAGCAAUUAAAUAGCGGUGGGCGGGAGAGAGAGAGAAGGAGAGAGAAGCCCCCACAGCUCACUGCAGCCCCCCUCCUCCCUCCAUUCCCUCCCAGUCUAUAGGAGGAGUGAGGCUGCAGCUCCUGGGCUCUGCUUGUAACGCUACUUGUCCCCCAGUGAGUCGGGAGCAAGAUGCCCGGGCGGAGGGUCUGAUCCAGCUCUGCCCAACUCUCCCCACUGCGUUUGAACCAUUGGCCGUGAUGGAUUCCUGGCUGAGAUACUGGAGCCUGGCAGCCCUGCUGUGCCCCCUCAUCCUCCUAAUCCGGGCAGAACCUAAAAAUGGAACAGGCAUGGAGAACAUUGACCUGGAGGUGGAUCCUACAACCAGUUCCUACAACCAACCAACUGCAAGCUUUCCAAAGGGAAAUAUGUUGGAUGCAAAAGUUGAUGUAGAAUCAAAGUCUGGUGGAGAAGACUUUGUAGGAGAGACAAGUUCCUGGAGCCUAACCAAGGCAGAAAAUUCCCAGGAAAGCCUAUCAACUGAAUCAGAGGUCUUUGCUGGAAGUACAACAUCUAACCAAGUGGCUGGAGGCCUCCCAUCUACAGACGGCACUUACCAACUCCAUCCCAGUGGGAUUACUAUUGGGAAUAAUGAGUCAUCAAGCUGUGAGGGUUGUAGAGGAGAAGACAUUAACCGGAAGCCACCCGUGAGAUCAUUAUUAGCAGAGAACCAUGGGGAGGAUGAGGAACCAGUUACUGGUAUGGUGUGGCCUUUUAGCCGGGAAGCCUUGGAUUUGGAAAUUAGAAAGAGAUUACUUAAAAGUGGAAUUGUUUCAGCUACAGAAAGCCAAGAGGAUGCUGGGAGUGGAGAUCACCAUGUUCAAGAGCAAGGACGUCAGGUAACCCAUCAGAGCUCCCUGGGAAAAGAUUGGGAUUUGGAUGAGUUUAUAGACAGGGCAACUGCCUCGCCCUCACAGACGACCAUUACCUUCAGCAAGGGACUUGUGAAUCCCUCAACGAACAAAGCCAUCAGCCCGGACUCAGCCGAAAUUGACCAUCUCCUGCAAGUCUCCAGGGAAGCCGUUCUUAAGUCUCCUUCCUCUUCAGAUACUGACCAACAUGGUCAGAGUUCAAGAAAAGAAAAGGAUCAGGGGACCUACACGGUUUCAGAGAAAGCAUCCGAUCCAUUGACGGCACAAGGGGCUCAGGGGAGCAAGGACAUCACCAUGGUUACUGAUAAAACAGAAAGUCCCCCUCCUGCCAGUGUGCCACCUGUCAGUCAAGACAAGGCCUCUGAGGCUCCACCGGAUCAUUCAGUUGAUGACCUUAUAAAUUUUGAUUAUUAUGAUCUGUUUAACAUAGACGGACAUGGUGGUUUGGGCCGUUUCCCUGGUUCUUCCGUCCCUAGUGGAGACUCUACCAAGAAGAACCAUGACAAGAAGGUCCCCUGGCCCAUGCCAGAACUUUAUGAUGACUUCACGCCUUUUGACGAAUCAGAUUUUUACCCCACUACAUCUUUCUAUGCGGAUGGAGAUGAUGAAGGGGGUGUUGAGGAUGACGAUGAUGACGAUGAUAUAGAGGAUACGGAUGACAUAGAUGAAGAAGAUACCGGGGCAAGAGAUGUAGGACAUGUCCCCAAAGCUGCUACUCUUACCCCAAAGUUACAGACUAUAAUGGUGGAUGAGAAGCCAACCAGUAGGCAACACACUCCGCAUCAAACCUUUAUCCUGUAUGGUGGGGAUUUACACCCCAAAUUGCACCCAGACAUUAAUAAGGAUUUGUCUCAAACAGCGUUGAACGACAGCAGCACUGAGUGCAGGAACGGAUAUGUCCGGCGCAACUACUCCUGCAAGUCAGUGUGUGAGAUGUACCCCACCUACUGCUACAACGGGGGCCAGUGCUACAUUGUGGAGAACACGGGGGCAUUUUGCAGGUGCAACACCCAGGAUUACAUUUGGCACAAGGGCAUUCGCUGCGAGUCCAUCGUUACGGAUUUCCAGGUGAUGUGCGUGGCUGUGGGUACGGCGGCUCUGGUGGUCCUUCUGCUCUUCAUGAUGACAGUUUUCUUUGCCAAGAAACUCUACCUGCUCAAAACCGAGAACUACAAACUGAGGAAAAGAAAGUACAGGACUCCUUCCGAGCUCCACAACGAUAACUUUUCUCUGUCCACCAUUGCUGAAGGCUCCCACCCAAAUGUAAGGAAACUAUGCGACACUCCAUCUAACCUCUCCCCCCAUGCCCGUGCAUUGGCUUACUAUGAUAACGUUAUUUGUCAGGAGGAUCCCAAUGCUCCACAGAAGGUGCAGGAUCUCCCUAAAGCCUGUCUGAAGGACGAAGAACCUUUCAACAUCCAAAAUUCACUCUCCCCCAAGCUUGACAGCGGCAAAGGGGACGUGGACAUUGCGGACGUCAAAUGCGUCCUGAACAACUUAACAUGAGGAAAAACUAAAGUGUUUGAUAAAUGAAAGAAGGUGACUCCACGUUAUCUUCUCUGACUUCACUUCUCCAGUGCUGAAGGGACACGUGAGAGGACCAAUCACAGUCCGCCUCCAGCACUGACAUGAGCUUAAUGUAUCAUUACCAUACCACACCCUCUAAUGUGCCCCCCAAAUCCCUGGCAUGCUUUGGUGUAUUUUGUACAGAGGUUGACAGAAAGGUGGUGCAGUGUCUUGGAGAAGGGAUUCUCUACUGUACCAAGUGUGGGCCGAGUCAGACUGAAGAUAAUUCCAUAUCUCUCCAUUCCAUGAAUGCAUUAAGGUACUGCUUAUAUGGUUAAUAUAGACAGAGGCUUUUCAGGACUGGUGUAUAAGCCUAACUCAUACUGACUAGUCAGGGCAACAUGCUCCUUGUGAUGUCUCAUACUGCUGGAUAAUGUCAUAGCUUUGCACAUGAGCCAGUUUAUUUUAGGUCUCCAUGGGCAUUAGUGGUCUUCAACAUUCUAUGGGUGCCCCAACUAUUGUCUAUUUGUGCCUCGGACACUCUCCCCACUCACUUAUUAUUGAGACUGACAGGUGGGUGGUUGGAGCAAGGGGAUGGAUACUUGGUGUUCUCCUGGACUACAAGAAACGCAGAACCUGCAGCAGAUGAAGCAACUUCAUCCUUUUAGGCCUUGCUCUGUCUCCUUUGGGUGCUGUGUUCAGCCUACACCAGAAAUCCACCUGAAAGACCUUGGAAAAUAAAAAGGACUUGUCCCUGGCACAGCAAGGAACACCCAUGCAGCAGCAGUCAAGUUCAACCACACUUGUUGCAUAUCAUACGGCUUAGUGCCAUAGAAUUGUUGUCUGCUGAUAGCUACAAUAAAGGCAAACUAUA